AUGCAAGAGUAUGGAAAACGGGGUGGAUGUAAACAUAUGACAGUUUGUAUAAUAGAAUUAUUAAAAAGCUUUUUUCAUGCUGGUGACAUUGACAAAACUGAACGAUAUACUGCAAAGAACAUGCUUGAUGCAUUAGAGAAAAAAGCAGAAGUUGGUGAAUUAGAAACUA
Molecule: messenger RNA, 169 nt
Organism: Racocetra fulgida
Lineage: Eukaryota; Fungi; Glomeromycota; Glomeromycetes; Diversisporales; Gigasporaceae
Source: the annotation of a GenBank genome assembly